GCCAUGGUUUUAUAUAAUGCGGUUUCUCAACAGAAGGCUAUUUUUGUACAGUCAGUACAAGCAUUUGAGAAAGAAGUCUCCAAUUUAAGAAUAAAAUCGGUGAUGUCCUUUAGGGAAAGAGUCUUUAAGGCAGUAUGCAAGGCAAAGAGCCCCUGUGUGUCAAUAAGAUAUUUGCAGCAGCAUCUUAAGGGAUCUUUAUCCCAGAAUAUCAGAAUUGAACUAGAGCAUUUGGAAAGGUUGGGAUUUGGGAAAUUGAAAGCAUUAAAGACAAGGCAAGGGAAAAAAGAUUUUUUCAUGAAGAUCCAUCCAAACUGCAUAGACGAAGAAAUUGGGGAACAUCAGAAGAUGCUGACCACCGCAGCCAUUAGUAUUGAAAAUUAUAGGACCAACUUCAAUGACGACUCAACAAUCGGAGCAGAUGUUAAGGCGUUUCUUAUGCAGAACCAUCCACAAUCGGAGAUGAUUGAAUUUCUAUGGUGAUUGGGAAGAUUGUGAAAUAUUUUUUGUUAUGCAGAAACAUACACAAUCAGAGAUGAAUGAGUUUAU
Saccostrea cuccullata (small rock oyster) is the source of this 546-nucleotide messenger RNA. RefSeq lists its product as uncharacterized. The transcript has 3 exons. NCBI's taxonomy places the organism in Eukaryota, Metazoa, Mollusca, Bivalvia, Ostreida, Ostreidae. Bases 4 to 480 code for a protein of 158 amino acids. The record is from RefSeq and is a predicted model, not a curated record.